AUGUUGAUAUUAACUUGUUUUGCGCUGUUAACUUUCAUUCUUUUCGAGUCAUUCGAAAGACACAAGUACAACUCCUGCUCGAAAUUCAAAAUUAAAAUAAAGCUUUCUUGCAUUGUUUUCUUAAUUUUUUCCAUACUUGGCUGUGUUUCAGCUUUGAAAAUCCCUGUCUGCGGAGUUAAAUAUAGAGGAGUUGGUCUAUGUAAAAUGUUAAUCACAAAAAUAGUUUAUAUACCCAAUGAAAACAAAUGCAAGACGGUGCAUAUUAGUGGAUGUUCGGCCGAAGGAACUUUCUUCAAAAGCAUUAAGGAAUGUGAAGCUAAAUGCAAGGAAUGUUAAAAUAAAAUUUUAGGA
Molecule: messenger RNA, 351 nt
Organism: Drosophila sechellia
Lineage: Eukaryota; Metazoa; Arthropoda; Insecta; Diptera; Drosophilidae
Exons: 3
Coding region: 1-336 (111 amino acids)
Molecular function (GO): serine-type endopeptidase inhibitor activity
Source: RefSeq, a predicted model, not a curated record